This is a messenger RNA of Lactuca sativa (garden lettuce), 1086 nucleotides long. RefSeq lists its product as uncharacterized. Lineage: Eukaryota; Viridiplantae; Streptophyta; Magnoliopsida; Asterales; Asteraceae. The record is from RefSeq and is a predicted model, not a curated record. Gene Ontology annotation, molecular function: DNA binding.
AGGGUUAAAAAAGGCCAUUAUUUUGGGGCUUUUCCUCUUGUUUUGUAAUCGGCGACGUAUACAAUUUCAGAUCGGCUCCAAACGUAUCAAUCGUUUCAACUUUCACCAUCCCCAUUAUUGAAUCGACUGUAUCUCUAAUCAAUCCUGAUCCUAAAAUGAUGAAUUCGCCACCUGGUUUGUCGAAAAGGAAACCGGGUCGUCCUCCUAAGCAUAGAUCUGAUUCUGAGCCUCUUUCUUCUUCACCAGGACUGGGUAAUGACAGUGUUGCAGUUCCAUCACCUCCACCAACUGAGAACUCGGCAGCGACGGCGAAAAGAGGCCGUGGUCGUCCACCGAAGGUUGGCGCUACCACCGGUGGUCAUAUAACUGUAUUUGGUGGUGGUGAAACUCAGGCUGUCGAGACGCCAUCUGAGAAUUCUUCACGCGAACCUAAAAUGAUGUCAGGAACGAUGGGUAGUAAGAGGGGUCGUGGUAGACCGAGGAGGAUCGGAAUCGGAACGGUGACUGUACCGUUAUCUGGAAAUGUGCUCCGGCGAAGAGGAAGACCGAAGAAGAGGGAUGGAAGAUCAAAUGUGGCUGCUAAUGGCGGUGCCGGCGAUCGUGGAUUGGGUUCAAGGUCUAGUCGGCGUUCUGCCAUCAACAUUGCGAAAUUGAUUGGAAAAACUCUGGGAAAACCUAACAAGGUUGGAGCUGGGACAGCGAUUGUAGUGACAGAUCCACGUCAGCUUGUGGUUUAUCAAGAAUUGAAGACCAAAUAUGACCUUCUGCAAUCAAAAGUGAAGGAAGUGGUGAAUGUGAUUAAGCCGCAUAUAGACUAUGAAAACCCUGCUUUUAAGGUGAUACAAGAGGUUGAAGCCAUGGAAGAUAUGUGAUUGAACCGGAUCUUGAAAAUUAAGGCAACCAAAAAGAUCUUUUUGCUUAAAAGUUAGAUGUAAAUAAGGUUGUGUUUGACACGUAUUAACUAGCUUAUUGAAACUUUAUGUUUGGUUAACUCACAAAAGUAGCUUCUAAUAGUUGUAAACUAGUAUACCAAUGUUUUAAAAAUGAUUUCCGUAGUACUUAUUAACCUAGCUUCUUUUGGCUUAA